UCCGACGAGGUGGUUGUGUAUUUUCGGCUUUGUUUUGCUAUCAAGUUUUGGGUAACUUGAUUUUGCUGACGUUUUGUGCGACACAACGACGAAAACAGCUUCUACAGCUACAGCUCAGGGCACAAACAGUUCAUGUGUUUCUUGUUUUUUAUGAACUAUUCACUCUGUUUAUUAAUUUUAAACAAUUUAUAUUAUCGUCGUCAUAUCAGCAAAAAACAACGAUAUGUGUGAAGAAAACAAAAAUUGAUAUUAAAUUGAUAUUAAAGUGAAAUGAAUUGAAUUGAGUUGAGUUGAAUCAAACGCUACAAUAUUAUGAGAAAAAGCGAUACUUGCACGUUAUUAAGCGUCAGUGAAGCGAUACAUUGGCGAGAGUGUGCAUCAUGGCAGCGUACAUAGCCGCAUUGGAUGUGGGCACCACAACUGUGCGGUGCUUCAUAAUAAAAUCAUGUAAUGGAAGUCUUGAUAUACAGGGAUCAGCUUCGGAAUUAGUAACGUUAAUAAAUCCUCAGCCCGGUUAUUUUGAAAUUGAACCGGAAACGCUUUGGCUGCAAAUCGUUAGAGUUAUAAAUGGCGCUGUAAAAGAUGCUCAGUUGAAACCUUCACAGAUUACUUGCUUAACCUUAUCAACCCAACGAUGUACAUUUUUGACAUGGAAUCAUCGUACUAAAGAAUAUUAUCACAAUUUUAUAACAUGGAAGGAUUUACGUUCGGAUACGUUAGUAGAUCAAUGGAAUUCAGGACUUAAGCUGCAAACCAUGAAUAAAAUUUCAUAUGGCCUAUAUCUUAUAACACGUAGUAAAAGAUUUUUAGCUGGUAGUGUGCUAAAAAUGAUGAAUGGUCAGGUCACUUUACGUUUAUUGUAUGAAAUCGAAAAUAAUAUUCGAUUGCAACAAGCUUUAAAACAGAAGACUGCACGAGUUGAGCUCUUAGAUUCUUGGAUUUUAUAUAAACUGCGAUCGGGAAAUGGUUUAGAUUGCAAUGUUGAGCAUAUAACUGACAUUACUUCAUGUACUGCAACUGGUUUAUUUGAUCCAUUUACACUAAGUUGGUCUUCAAUGAUUAAACUUGUAUUCGGAAUAGAUGUUACUUUGCUGCCCAAAAUUGUUGAUAAUGCUUAUAAGCAUUUUGGCAACGUUCAUCCCGCAGCCUUAGGAGCAGAUUGGCAAAAUACCGAAAUACCUAUUUCUAGCUCAAUAAGUGAUCAAACGGCUUCAAUAUGGGGCUCUCAGUGUUUUGAAGAAGGAGAUGUUAAAAUAACAAUAGGCACAGGAGCUUUCCUUAACACUAUAACUGGUAAAAGUUGUCACGCGUCAAUUAUGGGAUUAUAUCCUCUUGUGGCGUGGCAAUUUAGAAGAAAAAUGUCUCAUACGUUACUGCCAAACACAAUAUUUUGUGUAGAAGGUGCUGCUCAUGAUAUGGGAACUGUUAUUAGUUGGGCGCAAGCUUGUGGUCUUUUUACUGAUCCAUUCGAGACAGCUGCUAUCGCUGAAUCUGUAGAAGAUACAUGCGAUGUAUUUUUUAUACCCGCCUUUAGCGGUUUAGGUCCACCCAUUAAUGAUCAUAAAGCUACAUCUGGUUUUAUAGGAAUAACUCCAUCUACAAAACGUGCUCAUUUAGUUCGUGCAGUUUUAGAAAGUAUUGUAUUUCGUUUAGUGCAAUUAUGUGAAACCACUGAAAAAGAAACAAAAUACAAAAUAAAACUCUUAAGAGUCGAUGGAGGUGUGUCACGCAAUAAUUUUGUAUGCCAAUUUUUAGCCGAUGCAAGCGGAAAAAAAGUCGAAAGGUCUCAAAAUGCUGAAUCAAGUAUUAUGGGUGCCACUUAUAUGGCUGGACUUAAUUAUGGAUUGUGGGAUGAUUUAGAGAGUAUACGAAAAUUUCGUAAAAUUGAUCGUAUAUUUGAACCCGACAUAAACAAAUAUAUUAGUAUAAAGCGGAGAAUUUCUGUAUGGAAUAAAGCAAUAGAAAGGUUUGGGAAUUGGUAUUAAGAUUGGUUUUUAAAUAAUGGUUGUUAAAUCUUAUUAAUUAGAAAAAAGACAAAUCUUGCUCAAAGCAUAAAA
Molecule: messenger RNA, 2057 nt
Organism: Teleopsis dalmanni
Lineage: Eukaryota; Metazoa; Arthropoda; Insecta; Diptera; Diopsidae
Product: putative glycerol kinase 5
Exons: 9
Coding region: 381-1985 (534 amino acids)
Biological process (GO): triglyceride metabolic process; glycerol metabolic process; glycerol-3-phosphate biosynthetic process
Cellular component (GO): mitochondrion
Molecular function (GO): phosphotransferase activity, alcohol group as acceptor; kinase activity
Source: RefSeq, a predicted model, not a curated record